Messenger RNA from Microsporum canis CBS 113480, 354 nucleotides. RefSeq lists its product as uncharacterized. Bases 1 to 354 code for a protein of 117 amino acids. NCBI's taxonomy places the organism in Eukaryota, Fungi, Ascomycota, Eurotiomycetes, Onygenales, Arthrodermataceae. The record is from RefSeq and is a predicted model, not a curated record. The transcript has 4 exons.
AUGUCUGGCUCAUGCAGGCUGGUACGAAAUAUAUUUCAGGCAGCCAUCAACGGCAGCAUGUUUACUGGUACGGAGCUUACAGCUAUGUACUCGGUGCUACCCAUGGUUAAUUCAUGUCUGGGUGGAAUGCUCCGUGCGAAGCUUGCCUCCUUGCUGUUACUGGCUUCCGAUGACUGCAUGCAACGUAGCAGGGCCAGGGUUAACGAGAGCCCGAAGCCCCACGGACCCUCCCGCCUACAUGUAUACUUGUACUAUUGUCUGGUAUCCUUCGCUCACCCCCUCUUCGAGCAGCGUCUGAAGCGGAGGACCACACCCCGGUUAAUAUUCCAUGAUCCCGGGAAUACGUAUGCUUGA